Caenorhabditis briggsae is the source of this 1191-nucleotide messenger RNA. It is a transcript of the gene Cbr-idhg-1, whose product is annotated as Protein CBR-IDHG-1. The record is from RefSeq and is a predicted model, not a curated record. Gene Ontology annotation, cellular component: mitochondrion. Gene Ontology annotation, biological process: isocitrate metabolic process; tricarboxylic acid cycle. Gene Ontology annotation, molecular function: NAD binding; oxidoreductase activity, acting on the CH-OH group of donors, NAD or NADP as acceptor; magnesium ion binding. The coding region runs from base 1 to 1191 and encodes 396 amino acids. NCBI's taxonomy places the organism in Eukaryota, Metazoa, Nematoda, Chromadorea, Rhabditida, Rhabditidae. The transcript has 8 exons.
AUGUCGAGCAACGUUCUGGGUCAAACUCUUCGCUCGUCGAAGAAUGCUGUUCAAAAGGCGUUCGUCGCGACUGCUCCGAGCUCGGACAUGCUUCGUUUCCGUUCCCCAGUUCUUCAAACAAAUACAACUAAACUUGCUCGUUAUGGAGGACGUCACAAUGUAACCGUUCUGCCAGGGGAUGGAAUCGGACCAGAGAUGAUUCAUCACGUUGAGAGAAUCCUUACUACCGUUCAGGCUCCAAUCGACUUUGAAGAGGUUAAUCUGACAUCAAAAGAAGAUGCUUCUGAAGAUCUUGCCGAAGCAAUCACCGCGAUUAAGAGAAACGGAGUUGCGCUCAAGGGUAACAUUGAAACCAAGUUUGACAAUCCAAGUUUCGUCUCUCGCAACUUGGAACUUCGUCGCCAGCUCAACCUUUACGCGAACGUUCUUCACUGCUCCACCAUUCCAACCGUUCCUAGCAGACAUACUGGAAUCGACAUGGUCAUCAUUCGUGAAAACACGGAAGGAGAGUAUUCCGGAAACGAACACGAGGCUGUUAAUGCGCCUCAUCCGCGCGUUGUCGAAUCUUUGAAAGUUGUGACUCGCGAAAAAUCGGAACAGAUCACUCGCUUCGCAUUCCAAUUUGCCAAAAAAUACGGGAGAAAGAAGGUCACUGCUGUUCACAAAGCGAAUAUUCAGAAGUUAGGCGAUGGACUUUUCUUGAAAGUGGCAACAGAUAUCGCCAAAAACGAAUAUCCGGAGAUUGAAUUCAAUGCGAUGAUUGUCGAUAACGCUUCAAUGCAACUGGUGUCUCGUCCACAACAGUUCGACGUUAUGCUUAUGCCAAAUCUUUACGGAAACAUUAUCUCAAACAUUGCCUGCGGACUCGUCGGUGGACCUGGUCUUGUGUCUGGAAUGAACAUCGGAGAAGACUACGCUGUUUUUGAGACAGGAACUCGUAAUACUGGAACUACUCUCGCUGGAAAAGACAUGGCCAAUCCGACUGCUUUUAUUCGUGCUUCGGUUGACAUGCUCCGUUUCCUCGGACUUCAAAUGCAUGCUGACAUUAUUUCCGAUUCGCUGUUCCGUACUCUUGUAGAUAAAAGAAUUCACACUGCUGAUAUUGGAGGCACCGCCAAGUCUUCGGAGCUGGUCCAGUCAGUGAUUGAGUUCAUCGAGAAGGAACUUGAAGAUAGAAACUACCGUGUUUGA